This is a messenger RNA of Lytechinus pictus (painted urchin), 1553 nucleotides long. RefSeq names its product putative nuclease HARBI1. The transcript is spliced from 2 exons. NCBI's taxonomy places the organism in Eukaryota, Metazoa, Echinodermata, Echinoidea, Temnopleuroida, Toxopneustidae. The record is from RefSeq and is a predicted model, not a curated record. The coding region runs from base 1 to 1299 and encodes 432 amino acids.
AUGUUGAAUUCUGAAGAAGCUAAUUUAGAAGAGAGAAGGUGUUUAUAUGUAGCUGCAGGAGCAUUAAUAGUUUAUCAACAAGAGAGAGAUCUUGAAGAAAGACGAGAAGAGGAGAAAAAAGUAAAAAGAAAAAGGAGGACACUGUGGGUGAGAGAUUGGCUGUCAAGACGCCACAUCCACGGUCAUUUUGAUCAUUUACUGGCAGAGCUGCAUAGGGAGGAUCAAAAGAGCUAUAAGAAUUUCUUGAGAAUCACUCCUGAUCUGUUUGAGGAAAUGGUUGAAAAGCUAACGCCUCAUCUGGAGAAGAAAACAACGUUUAUGCGAGAACCACUAGAAGUAGGACUGAAACUUGCCGUCACUCUCCGUUUCUUGGCAACAGGAAAUUCAUAUUCUACAUUACAGUACAGCUUUCGAGUUGAGAAAAGCACCAUAUCGAGAUUUAUUCCCGAAGUAUGUAAUGCACUCAUUAAAGUGUAUAAAAAGGAAGUACUCAGCUGUCCAAAAACUGAAGAUGGGUGGAAGGAUGUGGCCAAGAAGUUCAGUUCCAGAUGGAAUUAUCAUAAUUGCCUUGGUGCCGUCGACGGCAAACACGUGGCAAUCAGGAAGCCGCCAAAGUCUGGGUCCUUGUACUUUAACUAUAAAGGUUUCCAUAGUAUUGUUCUCAUGGCUGUAGCAGAUGCAGAUUAUAAGUUUCUGUAUGUGGAUGUUGGAGCAGAGGGUGGCUCUUCAGAUGGUGGAACUUGGAAAAACUGCAACUUGUAUGAUGCCAUUGAAGGGGAAAGAGCAGGGGUGCCGCCACCGGAACCAAUGCCCAAUGAUGACAUGCCCAUACCUUUCCAUUUUGUGGCUGACGAUGCAUUUGCGAUGAAGCCCUGGCUUAUGAAGCCCUUCUCACAUAGGUCCCAAGUUCAUGAAGAGAUCAUAUUCAGUUAUAGACUAAGCCGAGCUAGGCGAGUAGUGGAAAACUCGUUUGGUAUUUUGGCUCACAGGUUCAGAUGUUUCCUGACUACACUUCCACAGAAGCCCCAAACUACCAACUUAAUCAUCAUGAGUGCCUGCGUCUUACAUAAUCUGAUAUUAACCAGGUACCCACUGGCAUCAGGAGAUGUAGACCAUGAAGAUCCAUCUACGCAUGCGAUGAUACCUGGUGCAUGGAGAGACGACCCUGUGUUUCACGGUCUGAGAGCUCCGACAGGAAACACUUCUAUCAAGGAAGCUAAGAGCCAACGUGCAUAUCUAUCACAUUAUUACACCUCCCGCGCUGGAGCAGUUUCUUGGCAAGAAAAGAUGAUAACCUAAGCAGAUUAACUAUGACAUUAUUGUGAUGCAGUAUAGCACUAGCUCAAUUCCACAAAAAAUGCCAAAUGACACUGGCACAAAAGAAAUUUUUAUUUCUUGAAUGGUUAUGUAUUUCAACAAGGCCCGACAUCGUUCCAAUAUCAACCGUCUGUUGUACAUCUGAUUUUUAAACUUAGGAUAUGAAAUCAGUGUCUAUAAGUGUGUUUGUAUUAUGUCUUAAUGUACAGCUUUGUUGUUGAACUUACACGUGAUGC